Molecule: messenger RNA, 2433 nt
Organism: Lasiosphaeria miniovina
Lineage: Eukaryota; Fungi; Ascomycota; Sordariomycetes; Sordariales; Lasiosphaeriaceae
Exons: 4
Coding region: 16-2433 (805 amino acids)
Source: RefSeq, a predicted model, not a curated record
CUCGGUUUUGCUCUUAUGCACACAAAACUAACGAUAACCUCAAUCCGGCCUAGAUUUUUUUCCAAAAGGGAAAAGAAAAUGGAGAAGAGUCCGUCGUCGGCGAGCAGCGACGGCUCGCAAGAAGGCGGCGUCCGCCUGUUCAUGUCGCCGCCGGGAGCAGGCGGAGUGCUCCUCUACGGGCACUCGCCGGUGCCUUCUACGGCGAAGAAGUCGGAGAAGGCUGGCGCGCCUCUCGCGAGAGAGGCCGCCAAGCCAGCAAAGUCGGAGGUUCGUAACGUGCCAGUUUCAGACCCCUUUGUCGACCCCAAGACGCCAGAGGGCCUAGGGCAGCGUCAUCGCCGCACGGCCAAGCCGAGCACGGGCAGUGACCUGCUACCGCCAAACUCGAAGCUGCGCGGGCCCAGAGGCCAGCCGCCGGCCCCUCCUCCGCCUUUCUUCCUGACGGCGGCAGACACAGCGAGUGCCGGGCAGAGCCUCGCAGAACAGGUCCGGCGGUUUGCCGAGAGGAUCGACAUGAUUGGUGCCGAUGUAAGCUUCUACAGCGUGCCAGCUAUCAGAAUCCUCAUGAAGUACCAGAAGCUAAGCAUGGACGUCGUAAAGAAAGUUGUCAAGGAGCUCCACCAGGAGAGGGAGGAGAAGGAGAACGAGCAGAUGGAGCAGGGCCUCCUGGAGCCGGCGGACGCCCACAAACUGACAGCAGAUCUCAAGGCUCGGACAGUGAGAGUCCACAACGUGGUGGCGGCCCAGCAGUGGCCAGCCGAGCUGAAGGAUCUGCUGCAGCAGGAUCUCUACCAGGUUAUAAACCUCGUGGACGCUCUCGACGAGGAUGCGAAUCGACGCGGCAAUGUCGUCGAUCGAACCAAGAUCACCAUCGCCAACAUGGUGAUGAGGGACGAGAGGAUGCGGGCCGAGCACGAGUCGGCCAUCCACGAGCUGCAGGCCCAGCUGCAGAACGAGAAAGAGCGCCUGGAGAACCUGGACGCCAUAUUGGAGAGCAUGCGGACGCUCCGGCUUGAAGACGAGAAGACCAUCCAGCACCUCCGAGAGCAGCUCGCCGGCAAGAGAAACCUGUGGCUGGAGCACCACGCCGACCCUGCCGAGAAGGCACACGCACUGGGGGCCAUCAAGCGGAGCUCGCCGCCGCCCGCUGAACCGACCCUCAACUUGACGUACGGACCGGCCAUGGGGGCACCGGAGGUUCCCCGCUACCUUCAAGAGUCGUGGCGGAAACCUUCGCGUGUCACAAGCCAGGCAGUGCCCGCCAGUGUCUACCAAGCAGCUCCGGCCAGCAUCUACAACCCUGCAACUAGAAUUGUCUACCAGCAAAUCCCAAACAGCAUCCUUCAGGGAUACGAGAGCAGGGUGCCUCCCUCGGUCGCGGCUGCUGAGACACAAGACUCCGGACAGCGAGCGUCCAAGGCCAGCCUGCACCGCGCCGUCUCAGCCAUGUACAUUCGCCGCCAGCCAAGCCUAGCCAGAUUCGACGACACGUGGACUAGCGCAGACCGCCGAUCUGGACACUCUGGCGCGGACGAGCUUGGCAGCCCCGUGCCGCGGAUGAAGCAGCUAGCCUUGACGACCAUCCCGGACGAGCCCGUGUCCGAAGCCCCCGACGCCGAGGCAGUGCAGUGGGCGAAGGAGUUCUCCAGGAUGUUCAACCUGGUCCUCGGCUUCUGCAACUCGUACAUGCAGACCCCCGCGGCGCGCGACAUAGUGCAGCACAUCAAGGCGAGCUCGCCUCCGCUGUGGAAGUACAUGUGCCGCGUCAUCAGCCCGGCCGACGAGGCCGCCGGCGAAGCGCAGGCGACGGCCCUCCUCAAGGACGCCAAGACGCGGCCGCACCUCGUGCAGCGGCUGAUCGCGCAGCACAUGGUGCUGUUCAUGUUCUCGGCCGACGGCUGGCUCGAGUUCGACACGGAGCACGACGCCGUCAUGAAGCAGCUCACCUCACAGCUAAGCAGCAAGGCCGUUGUCAAGCCGCACGAGCGGCAAGCCCUUGUCGACCGCCAGGCCGAGCUCGUGCAGAGCAUGACGGUGCACGACAAGUGGGCGUCGUUCCGCCAGUACAAGGUCAACGACCACUUCCAGAAGCUCAAGAAGAUGAUGGGCCCGCUCGUCUGCGCGCGCCCCGGCCACAACAUGCACCAGGAGGCCUUCUAUGAUCUGCACAACGUCACCACGUCCGCCUGGGACCUGUCGGCCAAGCUCGUGCUGUCACGCCUGACCUUCAGCUAUGUGUGGAACGACACGGGCGCCAAGUAUUCUGACGAGAGCCACGUCGCCAUCGAGCACAGGGAGGAUCCCGUGAUCCUGCAGAUCAAGCAGGCGCGCAUCAAGCUCGCCGUGACGCCCAUCAUCACCAUGCGCGACGACCGCGGGCUGGCGGUUAUGCCCAAGUGCCUGAGCAAGUCCGAGGUCCUGAUCAUGUCGUGA